Messenger RNA from Insectozyma verbasci, 975 nucleotides. The record is from the annotation of a GenBank genome assembly. NCBI's taxonomy places the organism in Eukaryota, Fungi, Ascomycota, Pichiomycetes, Serinales, Debaryomycetaceae.
AUGUCAGUUAUAUUAGCAUCAGCAGGGUAUGAUCAUACUAUAAGAUUUUGGGAUGCAUUGACUGGUGUUUGUUCGAGAACUAUUCAACAUACUGAUUCUCAAGUUAACAGAUUAGAAAUUACUUCGGAUAAACGUUUUUUAGCUGCAGCAGGUAAUUUAUACGUUCGAUUAUACGAUAUACGACAAUCUGGCAAUUCAGGUAAUGGAGGAAUAUCAAAUGGAUCAAAUAAUAAUAAUUCAAAUUCAAAUUCAAAUAAUAAUCCCGUAGUGACAUUUGAAGGUCAUGCAACUAAUGUUACUUCAUUAGCCUUUCAAGCUGAAAAUAAAUGGAUGGUUACAUCUUCAGAAGAUGGUACGGUUAAAGUUUGGGAUGUACGAUCACCAUCAGUUCAAAGAAAUUAUAAACAUAAUUGUCCAGUUAAUGAAGUUGUUAUACAUCCAAAUCAAGGUGAAUUAAUUAGUUGUGAUCAAGAUGGUAAUAUUCGAGUUUGGGAUUUAGGUGAAAAUCAAUGUACUCAUCAUUUAAUACCAGAAGAUGAUGUACCAAUAAAUUCAUUAAGUGUUGCAAGUGAUGGUUCUAUGUUAGUUGCUGGUAAUAAUAAAGGAAAUUGUUACGUUUGGAAGAUGCAAAAUCAAAAAGAUUUAACAAGUUUAACACCAGUGACCAAGUUUAGAUCACAUUCAAAAUAUAUCACCAGAGUGGUUUUAUCUACGGAUAUGAAGCAUUUAGCUACAUGCUCAGCUGAUCAUACUGCAAGAAUUUGGUCAACAGAACAGAAUUUUAAAUUAGAAACUACAUUACAAGGACAUCAACGCUGGGUCUGGGACGCUGCCUUCAGUGCGGAUAGUGCCUAUCUAGUGACUGCAUGCUCUGAUCAUUAUGUUAGAUUAUGGGAUCUAUCAAACAGUGAAACUGUACGUCAAUAUAAUGGUCAUCAUAAAGGAGCUGUUUGUGUAGCAUUAAAUGAUGUAUAA